Messenger RNA from Hibiscus syriacus, 460 nucleotides. Its product is annotated as calcium-binding protein PBP1-like. Gene Ontology annotation, molecular function: calcium ion binding. Lineage: Eukaryota; Viridiplantae; Streptophyta; Magnoliopsida; Malvales; Malvaceae. Bases 60 to 425 code for a protein of 121 amino acids. The transcript has a single exon. The record is from RefSeq and is a predicted model, not a curated record.
CAAAACAACCCAACCCAGAACAAAGAGCUUUCUUUUACGAAAUCGUAAGAUUUUUUUUAAUGGCGGGUAUUGGUAAAGCGGUUCCGGAAUUCCAGGACUUGUUGCCGGUGAUGGCGGAGAAGCUUGGCGGAGAAGGGCUGAUGAGGGAGCUGUGUAACGGGUUCCAACUGUUGAUGGACAAGGAGAAAGGGGUGAUCACGGUGGAGAGCUUGAAGAGUAACGCGGCGGUACUGGGGUUGCAAGAUUUGAGACACGACGAGCUCGUCAGCAUGGUGGAAGAAGGCGACACCGACGGCGACGGAGCCCUCAGUGAGAUGGAGUUUUGCGUGUUGAUGUUCAGAUUAAGCCCUGAAUUGAUGGAAGAGUCCCAGUUAUUGUUGGAGGAGUUUCUUCAAGAAGAGCUCAAAUCUGAUACAUUCUAUUAGGAUUUUCUUUUUUCUUUUCUAAUUUAUUAUCAAUA